AAGAACAAGUAGUAGUAGAAGAAGAGAGGCCAACGUUCUGUUCAGCGGUUAGCUGCUGCUGCUCAGUUGAGUUGGAGUUUUUCCACUUCGCGGCUAUGAUUGACAGAGUCAGCAGAGGUUUACACGGGCAUGUCCGCACACUCGCACGGUUGUUAUCUUAACAGAGAGAUCUGCAGCAUGGCGAGUGGAGAAAGAACCAAGAGCUGCUGCCAGUCACACACAAGAACAAGAACACCGUGUGUCGGCUUAUUGAGGAUGUUAUUUAUUGCUUUUAUUCACACGACGCGGGCAAAUAAACAAGCAUUCAUUCAGUCAGACACAAUUCUGGAGGUUCUGCAUUUUGGUGAGGGAAGCCUUUUACAAGCGGAGUCUGACAUUGAUUUUAGUUUAUAUCAUCAACAAAGCACGUCCCCACACCGUGGGAACUGCCGACCGAUACGAUUUGAACCUCCAAUGUUGGACUUUCAUGAACAGCCUGUUGGAAUGCCAAAAAUGGAGAAAGUUUAUUUACAUAAUCCUAGCUCAGAGGAAAUUAGUUUGAUAUCAAUAUCAGCAACAACAGCACAUUUUCAUGCCUCCUUUUUCCAGAAUAGGAUAAUUCCACCAGGAGGGAACACGUCAUUUGAUGUGGUGUUUCUUGCUCGUGUAGUUGGGAAUGUAGAAAACACUUUAUUUAUUAAUACGUCACAUCAUGGAGUGUUUACAUACCAGGUUUUUGGGGUCGGCAUCCCAAACCCCUACAGAUUGCGGCCGUUCAUUGGGGCUCGAGUCCCAGUAAACAGCAGUUUCUCACCUCUAAUAAACAUCCACAACCCGUACAGUGAACCACUGCAGGUUGUUGAGAUGUACUCCAGCGGUGGGGAUCUGCAUCUAGAGCUUCCUACAGGCCAGCAAGGAGGCACGGGGAAUUUAUGGGAGAUUCCCCCGUUUGAGACAAAGGGGGUGAUGAGAGCUAGCUUCUCGUCAAGAGACGUGGACAACCACACGGCUUUCAUCAGGAUCAAAACCAACGCUCCAAACGAGGACCAGUUCAUCAUCCUCCCUGUAGAGGUGGAGGUCACAUCAGCCCCUGGUAUCUACUCCUCCACAGAGAUGCUUGACUUUGGUACGCUUCGAUCACAAGAUCGCCCAAAGCUGCUGAAUCUACAUCUUUUAAAUUCAGGAACAAAAGACGUUCCGAUCACAAGUGUGCGUACAACGCCAUCAAACGAAGCCGUCACAGUAGACUUCAAAGCAGUUACGCUCAAAGCUGGAGAGAGCAGAUAUACCAAAGUUGCAAGUAUUAGUUUUGAUGCCUCAAAAGCAAGGAGACCAUAUCAGUUUUCUGGUAAAAUAACAGUUAAAGCGAAGGAGAAGAGCUACUCAAAGCUUGAAAUCCCAUACCAGGCAGAGGUUUUAGAUGGCUACCUGGGCUUUGACCACACAGCUACAUUGUUCCACAUCAGGGACAGCCCCGUAGACCCAGUUGACAGAUCUAUCUUCCUCACAAAUGCCUUCAGCUUCGCAAUCCGGAUACACAACGUGUCACUGCCCGAAGAGGCCAAAACUAUGUUUAAUGUGCAGAACUUCAGCACGCCCAUACUCAUCCCUCCGCACGAGUCCCGUUACAUCUUCUCCCUCCUCUUCAGAGCAGUCCGACCAUCCAUUCACAUAGACAGCAAUAUCCUGCUCAUCACCAACGCGUCAAAGUUUCACCUGCCUGUUCGGGCCUACACCGGCUUCUUGGAGCCCCUGGUCCUGCCCCCGAGUCAGAAAGAGAACCUCCUGGACUUCGGCGUUCGCAGUGCAACAGACACCAGCAGCAUUAUAUUUGUGGUGGUCAACAGUAACCCCAUAGAGCUGGAGAUUAAGUCCUGGCUGGUGACGGGAGACAGCCUCUCCAUGGAGCUGCUAAAGACGGAGAAAGGAAACACAACUGUGGCUCUGAGUCGCCUGCAGGAGCUGCAGAAUUCUUCAGUUUUACAUCACAAAACAGUGAUUUUAGCAUCCGGUUACUAUGCAGCAUUCAGAGUGACAUUAGUGGCCCGGGCACUGGAGGGCACUUAUGAUGGAGCUAUACACAUUACAACAGAUUAUGAGAUAUUAACCAUCCCAGUAAAAGCUCUCAUUGCAGUGGGAACUUUAAACAGCUCCCCAAAACACAUAAUUCUGCCAAUUUCGUUUCCAGGGAAGGUUGUUCACCAAAGCUUCAGCAUACAGAGCUCGUUCACCCAGAAGGUGAGGCUGCAGCAGAUCCGCUCGCUGACGGAGGAUAUUCGCUUUUACUACAAGCGACUCCGCAACAACAAAGACGAGCUGGAGCCCAGACGGAAAUCAAAGGUGGCAAAUAUUUAUUUUGACGCCAGCUUACAGUGUGGAGAUCACUGUUAUGUGGGCCUGCCAUUUGUGCUUAAAUCUGAGUCCAAGCCUCAUGGGCUGGCGUUGCAGGAGGAUAUCUGGGAUGCUGACGUCGAUCUUCACCAGAAACUCCUCAGACGAUGGAAGGAGCUCAAAGAGCACUCAGCACACAAGAUCGAAGCUGUCUUUGAAGUCAACACAGACCUUCAGAAAAACGUUCAAGCUAAAAUAACAGCACAUCUGACCUGGCCUUCGCUAGUCAACUCCUCACAACAGAUCAUAUUCCCCCUGACCAACACAAACAGCUCCUCUGAGGAGGAGGUUAUUCUGCAGAACCCUGCAGACGUUCCCGUCUACGUCCAAGUUCUCCCCUUGGCGCUGCUACCUAACCCAUCUGUAUUUUCUGGAAAGCUAGCAGACAAGUUGCCGUUGGGAAAUUUGUCCAACAUCAACAUUGAUACAAACACCUUAGAGUUCCAGGUUCACAGAAAUCAAACAUCCCUAAUGAGGGGCAGUACAGGGUUUGUUGAAGGCUCAAUCAGACCCUUUGUGUACAACCUCCUCCUGCUGCCGGGCGAAGUCAAGUCGUUCAGCGUGAGGUUCACUCCUGUCUGCAACCACAGCAUCUCCUCCCUCCUCGUCGUCAGGAACAACCUGACUGUGAUGGACACAAUCGUACUUCACGGACGGGGAACAACUGAGAGCCUGAAAGUUGCUGGGAAGCCUCCAGGACAGGGCAGCUCACUGAGGUUUAAGAUGACAGAGGCCCUGCUGAAAGACUGCACAGAGAAAACAAAAAUCAAAGAGCCAAACUUCACUCUCAAAAGAACCUUCAGAGUGGAGAACACAGGAAUGCUCCCGAUCACCAUCAGAUCUGCAGAAAUCAACGGCCAGCCUUGUGAAGGAUAUGGAUUCAAAGUUCUCAACUGUCAAGAAUUUACACUGAAGCCGAAUGCAUCAAAAGACCUCGUCAUUCUAUUCACACCCGACUUCACAUCAUCCCGAGUGAUCCGGGAGCUCAAACUGGUGACAUACGGAGGCUCAGAGUUUGUGUUUAUCCUGAACGCCUCGCUGCCCUACCACGUGUUGGCUACGUGUGCAGAGACCUUGCCCAGACCCAGCUGGGAGCUGGAGCUCUACAUCAUAGUGUCCGUCAUUAUGAGUGCCAUGUUUCUGUUGGUGAUCGCCACCGCCUACCUGGAGGCUCAGAGCAUAUGGGAGCCAUUCAAGAGACGAGUCUCCGUGGAAUCCAACUCCAGCUUAGAGACUGGGAAACCUUUUAACCUCAGGGACAUUGUGCAAAUUCACAGCGAUUCAAAGUUGAACGACUACAACGACUCGGCCCAGAACUCCAGAGGAUUGUACGCGUCCAGCAACGGCACAGCGCGGGUCGGAGGUCGGCAGGGCAGCAGCCGCACUUUAUCAGACUCAGACAGCCAAGAUAAGAGGUCCAGGAUCACGAAUAGCCGCCCAUCUAUGCAAGCCACUUCAUCUCAGUUGGUCAAAGGAAGUUCAUCCCAAGACGGCCCCCCAGCUGCCUGCCAGCUAACUAACCGUAAAGCUCGCAGCACCAAACAGCUGGACCCCCAGAGUCAAAGUUUAGCAGGGUCUUCAUUACCUCACAGAGACCUCUGCUCUGAGGAUGCAGAUUACGCCAGCCUGAUCGGAGCCAUGGACAACGACCUCGACCGUCCAGAUUCGCUGAGUGCCGAGGCGCUACAGGAGCAGAGCUCUCAGUUUAUACAAAACAAAGUUUUGGAUUACAAAGGGAAGCUGAGGAUGAAAACAAAAGCCCAGAGGAAGAAGGAGGAAAAAGAGAGAAAGUCAACAGUGAAGACUCAGGGAGAUGAGUUCAAAGAUAAUCUGGCCGACAACGACGACAGCUCCUCCACGACCACAGAGACUUCCAAUCCUGAUGUGGAGACAAACAUGAAAGAGGAGCCAGUAAAAAAGAAAGGGAGGACGUUAAUUCCUGAGAAGGUGAAAGAGGAAGAUUCAAAUUUCCUUAAUAAGCCCAAAAUAAAGAAACAAGGAGCUACAAAGAAAGAGAGUCAAGUAGAAAAAUCCAGUUCCCUGGAGCUGCCGUACGUAACACCCCUGGAGAAUAAACAGCGCAAGAGCUUCACACCCAAACCUCUCCACCCUCUCACCACCAUCCCAAAGACGAGACCCCUGCAGAAGCAGAGAUUAGACGGGAAGCCGGAGGACGGGCACCCCUCCUUCUUGCCCAAACUGUUGCCCAGCUCCUCAGUGCCGGAGCUGGGCCACAGCAGCAGCUCAGAAGGUGAGAAGGAGUUUGCUUCUCCGGAGUGGGACAUCCCUCUUUCCAAAAACAGCAUCCAAGCAGACCUCCAGCAGUACUCCUUGCAGACAAUGAACGCAGAUCCUUUCCUAAAGAGAUCCGCCACAGCUGGGACCUGCUCCCCUCCACCCACCUCCCCCAGCUUACUGACUCGAGGCACCUACAGCAGUGUGCUCAACAGUAGCAGUGAGGUAAACCAGAAAAAGGCCCCAGGAAAUAAACCAUCUACAGGUGCUCCGCUCCCGGGUAAAAACGGAAACCCCACCUUUGCUGCUGUAGCUGCAGGUUAUGAUAAAAGCCCAGGUGGUUCUGGUCCAGGUAAAACUGACAACCAAGGCAAGACUCUGUCUCACAUGACAUCAGUGGAAAGUGACAGUUCUGACAGCUCUGGAUUAUGGAGUCCGAUCGACACAGCCAGUAGUUCAAACUAUCCUACCAACUCUUUCUCAGCUUUUGGGCCCAAUAAUCCCUUCAACCUGACAGGAGUUUUCAGUGGAAUGAGCCUCCCAAAGUCAUCUGAGCCUCAGUCAAGCUGGCCGGAGUUCUCCACUGUCCCUCCCACGAUCUGGGACUCUCUGCCUUCGUGGUCCAGCAGCUCCAGCUCGCCCACUGCUCCCACUGCAUCACUCCUGGGAGCCGCCCGUAACCCCUGGUCUGCGACCACGCCCUACAGCAGCUCCAUCUGGUCAACGAGCACAGAUGCGGCCUUACACCCGUUCUCACCGACGACCAACUCUACAGCUCUGCCUGACCUGGUGAGCAGCACCACCCCCUCGCCGCCAGCUACCACGGAGAUGAGCCGGACCUACAACCCCUGGAGCAUAUGGGGCCCAUCCCUGAACAGGCGCAGCUCCGAGCCCUGGCCCAGCUCCUCUGAUGCCGGCAAUUAAAGCGCAAACGACAGCACUUAACAGAAGUUCUUCGUAUGCGAAAUUGUUUUAUUAUCAGAGAAUCCCCCCCAACAUUUAGCUGUCUGCAGCCUUUUUGUCUUUUUUGUUUUCAUAGGGGCAGAAAUGCUAACUUUUAAUUGGAUUUGUUUUAACAGGUGCCCCCCUGGUGUACGCUAAUCCCGGGGCAGACAGUUUGCAGCAUUCCCUGUCAGUCUGUAACAUGACGCUAAAGUUCAGAAUUCAUUUUGGUUUAUAUUAAAAAAGUAAUUUCACUUGGUUUUUAUUCGGCAACAGGUUGCUUUCCUAAUCUGAAAUCCCAUUUUUUUUCUCACCAACAUCCCAUCAAGAAUAUUUAUGUUCCCCUUUUACAAAGUGGGCUGUGUCCCGCUGAUAUCAAAGCCUUCUGUGGGAAUAAGUGGGCCAUAUGAUCAAAGAGCUCCUAAGUUUGAGGUUUCAGCUGCGUACCUCGCCUCUGUUUGUCAGUAAAUUUAAAUAAAGGAUUUCAGCAGAAAA
Melanotaenia boesemani (Boeseman's rainbowfish) is the source of this 6042-nucleotide messenger RNA. It is a transcript of the gene tmem131, whose product is annotated as transmembrane protein 131. The record is from RefSeq and is a predicted model, not a curated record. The coding region runs from base 130 to 5529 and encodes 1799 amino acids. The transcript is spliced from 41 exons. Gene Ontology annotation, cellular component: membrane. Lineage: Eukaryota; Metazoa; Chordata; Actinopteri; Atheriniformes; Melanotaeniidae.